Messenger RNA from Aspergillus welwitschiae, 1181 nucleotides. Its product is annotated as serine/threonine-protein phosphatase. NCBI's taxonomy places the organism in Eukaryota, Fungi, Ascomycota, Eurotiomycetes, Eurotiales, Aspergillaceae. Gene Ontology annotation, molecular function: protein serine/threonine phosphatase activity. The transcript has 6 exons. Gene Ontology annotation, cellular component: cytosol. The coding region runs from base 112 to 1101 and encodes 329 amino acids. Gene Ontology annotation, biological process: peptidyl-serine dephosphorylation; mitotic cell cycle. The record is from RefSeq and is a predicted model, not a curated record.
AGACCUCCCCUCCCCAGUUGGUCCCGCUCCACCACCCCUCGGUUGCAUUCGUCCUGAACUCGCUCUCUUUUCCCCCACCACCCUCAUCUUCACUCGCGGUGGUUACUUUCAAUGGACAAUAACAUGGAGAUCGAUACGGCGCGGUCGCCCGAACCUCACCACCUCUCCCCGACCACCGACCCGGGGUCCAUACCCACCCUCGACGGAUGGAUCGAAAGCUUGAUGACCUGCAAGCAACUAGCGGAGGAAGAUGUCCGGAGGCUUUGUGAUCGGGCAAGAGAGGUUCUGCAGGAUGAGUCGAACGUGCAGCCCGUGAAAUGUCCAGUGACUGUGUGCGGUGAUAUACACGGCCAGUUCCACGAUCUGAUGGAGCUCUUCCGCAUUGGUGGCCCCAAUCCGGAUACAAACUACCUGUUCAUGGGUGACUACGUCGACCGUGGUUACUACUCUGUAGAGACCGUCACGCUCCUUGUCUGCCUCAAAAUCCGUUACCCCCAGCGUAUCACCAUUCUGCGAGGAAACCACGAAUCGCGCCAGAUCACGCAAGUCUACGGCUUCUACGAUGAGUGCCUGCGCAAGUACGGCAACGCUAACGUGUGGAAAUACUUCACCGACCUUUUCGACUACCUCCCCCUCACCGCACUUAUCGAGAACCAGAUCUUCUGUCUGCACGGCGGUCUGAGUCCGUCGAUCGACACCCUCGACAACAUCCGCUCUCUGGAUCGGAUUCAGGAGGUCCCGCACGAGGGUCCCAUGUGCGACCUUCUGUGGAGUGACCCCGACGACCGAUGCGGCUGGGGUAUCUCUCCCCGUGGUGCUGGAUACACAUUCGGGCAGGAUAUUUCGGAGGCAUUUAAUCACAACAAUGGCUUGACUCUGGUGGCACGGGCGCACCAGCUGGUAAUGGAGGGUUACAACUGGUCCCAGGAUAGAAAUGUGGUCACGAUUUUCUCCGCUCCUAACUACUGCUACCGCUGCGGUAACCAAGCCGCAAUUAUGGAAAUUGACGAGCAUCUGAAAUAUACCUUCUUACAAUUCGAUCCCUGCCCGCGCGCAGGAGAACCCAUGGUCUCGAGGCGCACACCCGACUACUUCCUGUGAUUUGAUUUUUGUGAUAGACAUAACCGGCUCACCUCUGGCAAGUUGAGGUUCUCCGACCCUUCGAAAGGGCUCCUGGGACG